Microdochium trichocladiopsis is the source of this 1909-nucleotide messenger RNA. RefSeq lists its product as uncharacterized. The transcript is spliced from 6 exons. Gene Ontology annotation, biological process: regulation of DNA-templated transcription. The coding region runs from base 1 to 1866 and encodes 621 amino acids. Lineage: Eukaryota; Fungi; Ascomycota; Sordariomycetes; Xylariales; Microdochiaceae. Gene Ontology annotation, molecular function: DNA-binding transcription factor activity, RNA polymerase II-specific; zinc ion binding. The record is from RefSeq and is a predicted model, not a curated record.
AUGGCAGACCGACGCAGAACCUCCCAACGCCCGUCGCGAUCGUGCUCAGCCUGCAAACGCCGCAAGGUCAAGUGCGACCAGCGUCAGCCGUGUGGGCCCUGCAUCAACCAUGGCGUAGCCGACCGCUGCAAGCUCGAGACGGUCGAGCUCAGCACACAAUGGACCAAGAGCAGAGGCGAGCUCGACUUUCUGCUGCGCCUGCAGUCUGCUCUCCUGGGCUCGUCUGCCGAGCGUGCUAGGAGCGACAGCUUGAGCCUUGUCGAGGAGCGGCUGAGCUUGCUCAGAACAGGACAUCCUUCUCGCCCAGCAGCUUCCACGUCAGCCAUCAAUGUCCCAACUGAAGCUGCGGGGGUGGGUUCCUUUGCCUAUGGAGAACGGUCCAGUACACCUGACGACCAGCACGACGACACUCUCGACACCGCCAUUGUCUUGAUGAGGAUGGGCCGAGGCUACUCGAGCGCAGACAUGGCAACUGCCCUUACGCGCAAUGUGCCAGAAGCGACGGUGGCGGGCUGGCCCGAUAUGCUACCCUCACCCAUUCAGGCCCAGCAGCUUGUCCUAUUCUACCUGGACCAUCUGAGCUGGCACCACCACGUCCUGUACUCGGUCGAGUUCGCCGCGCAAUCUGGAGCCUUCUCUUCGACGCAGGGGACGGUGUCAACGCAGUGGCUGAGCCUUUUCUUUGCCGUGCUUGGGGUAAGUGGUGGUCAGCUAUCCGAGGAGUACACGACUGACAACAAGAACACCAAGGCGUCUGCAUGGAAUCUCCCGGUCGAGAUAAGUCAGCAAUUAUUCAACAAAGAGCACCUUCGAGACGAGGCGGCGUCCUGGUAUGGUCAGGCAAUGGCGCUGCUUGUACGUGCCGACUACAUGGCGAAUCACUCAAUUGUUGCAGUCCAAUCGGUCAUAAUAUCAGCAAUGGUUGCCCAUCCCCUCGGGCACGGAGCUCGCCACACUAUCCACCUCGCGGCUUGUCUCCGCAUCGCACAAUGUUUAGGUCUCGCGGAGAAUAAACCAUCAUCGACUCGGGAAGAGGCUGAAGUCUGCGGACGGGUCUGGUGGCAGCUGCUCGUGCAAGACUACUUUCUGGUCCCGAUGGCUGGCUCGUACAUGGCCCUUUUGAUGCCACAACUUGUUGACGGCCUGCGACCCACGACCGCAGUUACGCAAACAGCGGCGGCACAGCUCCGGCACAUUCAGCACAUUGACGCACUGAUGCGCGAUCUUGUGACCGAUCUGCCUCAGUUCCUCCGGCCGUUGCGGGCACACGAGGAGGAGGAUCCCAGCUGGCCCUCGUGGCUGCGUGCGGCUCGCUCAGCUCUGACUGUCAGUGCCGCGGACAAGGUCAUCAUGAUCCAUCGAUCUCACCUUGUCAAGUCAUUCCAGGAGGAUCCGUCCUCUUCAGCACCCACCUACAGCCUCACACGCCAGACUUGCGUCCGCGCCGCCACGACGAUUCUGCGCGAAUUCCUCCGCGUGCGAAACACGAAUUUUGUGAAGCUGUGGGUGAUCCCGACCUUCACUGUCAGCGCCGCCGUAGUCAUCUAUCUUGAGCUGCUGUGCCGCAAGAAACGGGGUGAGCUCAACACCAUGCAAGGACAGACCGAAUCAGAACAGUACCACCACCUCAGGCUUUUGCAGGAUGCAAUCUCUGGCCUUCGAGAGCUGGAUUAUGAUGAGAACGCGAGAAGAGGCGUGGGGAUGCUUGAACAUCUCGUCGACCUACUUGUGCUUCCCUCUUUUGAGGAACAUAACGAUGGCAAAGCGAAGGAUGAGGACACGGAUCAGCUGGCUGGCGGCACGAGAGGCGCCUCUGAUGAGGAUCUUGUGGCAUUCCUUCUCGAUGGCGUGGCGUGGGUCAGCUGAGGCAGAGAACUUCCACUCUGUAUUGCGAGACUCGCUGUCCCCU